Molecule: messenger RNA, 342 nt
Organism: Fusarium verticillioides 7600
Lineage: Eukaryota; Fungi; Ascomycota; Sordariomycetes; Hypocreales; Nectriaceae
Exons: 1
Coding region: 1-342 (113 amino acids)
Source: RefSeq, a predicted model, not a curated record
AUGUGCUGGCUCGGGCAGGUCCUCUUGACUAUCGCCAUGGAUCCGUGGGCGGCUUUCAAAGCCUUCUGUUUCGUAAUCCUCAAGCCACCCGGGACAAUACCCGUGCUCAUCAUUCGACUACUCCAUUGGUUCAUCGUGUGCUUCCUCUAUUUCAUCCUCAAGGUUGUACCCUUAGUCGGCGCGCACUUGAUCAGGCUUAGGGAUAUCUCCUCUCACCAUUCCGCACCGGGAACGAGAAAACUUUGCAGAAGAACGUGCGAGACACGUGGUGUGACCCGUCAGAUGUGGCAUCUAUCAACUCAAAAUAACACUCUUAUUCAACAAAGUCUCAGGCAUAUUUAG